Seminavis robusta is the source of this 890-nucleotide messenger RNA. Lineage: Eukaryota; Bacillariophyta; Bacillariophyceae; Naviculales; Naviculaceae. The record is from the annotation of a GenBank genome assembly.
AUGCUGGGAACAGCGGAUGAAAAGACAAGAGCCUUGGUUCAACGAGAAAAUCCCAAAGCACCAUGGCCCUCCAAUAUUGAAGCCAUGAUUACACGAGAUUAUCACAGUACCUUUCCCGGACGCAAUGCCGGUUUCCAGGCUGGGUUUUGGGUACUCAAACCAUCUCAAAAGCACUUUGACAAAUUGAUUGAGAUUAUCAAAACUACAAAUUAUGCCAUUGUCCAUGCCAAAAAGAAUGGAAAAUGCCUCUCUGGCGCAGACUCGUGUGAAGAUUGUCGUACCACACCGAUUCCAGAAAUUAACAGUUUCCAUUACACAGCCUGUCGCAAACCAUGGACAUGCAUUGCUGUCAAAACCAACGACCCCAACAACUCAAUGCCACGCAAGUACUCCAUUCCCACUGAUAUUGUGCAUUUUGAUCAAUGCAUGCAAGCCCAAAAGGUCUGGCAUGGCAUGCGUGCCCAUUUGGAAGAGCAGCUGGUACAGCUCACAGGAGACAAGGAGAAUAUUCUUCAAAAGGGGCAGUCGGGAAGUUACAACAAAGAAUUCUUUUUGGGACAUUGCUCGGAAGAUCAAUCCAAAGGAUACCUGCGGUUGGCUGGAGGAGCACCUGAAACCAUCAAGAGAAUACCAGAGCUGUACAAGUAGUAGCAAAGACCUCGCCACCGCCCAGUGGCAUUGAUCCAAAAUUGCUUCUAAAACUGGAACUGAUCACCUCUCUUUGAACCGGGGAUCCUUACUAUGGGGUUAGGCCAGUCUCAGUUACAGGCACUGUUAAAGGGGCACAAUGCCUGUGAGAGCGUUUUGGGUGUGACUCGCAUCUGUACUAGUAGCUCUUUUGCAGUUUCAUCCCUUGGCCAUUUUGAUGUAGGAUAUCUACACAGCAAAAC